Drosophila grimshawi is the source of this 4023-nucleotide messenger RNA. RefSeq names its product SEC14 domain and spectrin repeat-containing protein 1-B. Lineage: Eukaryota; Metazoa; Arthropoda; Insecta; Diptera; Drosophilidae. Bases 153 to 3899 code for a protein of 1248 amino acids. The transcript is spliced from 10 exons. The record is from RefSeq and is a predicted model, not a curated record.
GGGCUAGUUCGAUCGUGUGAUCGUUGGCACGACUACGGCUACAACUACGGCAACAGCAACGGGAAAGGAGUAACGGAAAUGACGCUUCCAAAAGUUUAAAGCCCUGACAGAUUAAGAAGAGUUCUUCACGCCUCUCACACUCUCUCUCCCCAAUGGAGGAGGACGUCUUGAAUGCGCUGCAGAUGCGCUGCGCAUAUCUAUCCGGGGGCUACGAUCGCGACAAGCGAAUCAUAUUCAUUGUGAAUGCAUUUAGUGAUCAACAAUUGUGGAAUCGUCGCUGCCUCCAACUGACACUCGACUAUCUCAAGCGUUCGCUCAGCGCUUCUAUCUUGCAAAAUGGCGUAAGUGUCAUUGUCAACGCCCAGGCAAGCAGUUCGCGCAUCUCGAGACAGCACGUGCGACAAAUCUAUGCCCAGUUUGGCGGCGACAUUAGCGUCGAUGUGUAUCUAGUCAGGGCGGAGGGCUUCUGGGAGAAGCACGUGGAGCCAUGCGCCAAGUCACAAAUUAAGGGAGAGCCUUUGGUGCUGUCGAAGGCACGCCUAGCGAAGUUUGUGGAACCAAACAAUUUGCCCGAGGAGCUGGGCGGCACCCUGCAAUUCAAUUACGAUCUGUGGCUGCAGCAGCGCCGGUCCAUUGAUGAGUUCAGCAGAACGCAUGCGCUAACUUUGAGCUGCAUGGAGCAGCUGCUGACGCUGCUGGGCGGGCACAAGGCGCUGCGGCCAGCGGAAGCGGAUGUAGAGCUGAAGAGGAGCGCUCAGUUGCAUACACAUGUGCAGCGCAGCAUUGAGGCGGCUAUUGAAAUGGGUAAUACGAUCUUGGCGCGCUUUAACGAGGUAUACGAGACGCAAACACAAAUGCCACAUGCCACACCUGUUGCUAGCACAACAACAACAACAACAGCAAUAACAACAACAACGACGGCAGCAGCAACAACGGCCCUUUGCUCUGGUAAGCCAUUGCUGCCACCAGAUCUUGGCUGCGAACGUGCCCGCAUCGAGUUGCGCCUCAACGAAAUCGAGAAGAAGCAGACAGCGAUACGCACUGCGUGGCUGGAGUUGUUGCGUUCGCUGCGUGAGGCACGCGAGCUAUGCACCUUGGCCGAGGGCGUGACCUUUGUCACCAACUGGAUCCUCAACCAAGCCGAACAGCUGCUCAGCCGCCAGCGCAGCGUUGGCAGCGAUGUCCGCUCCUCGGAAAUUCUCCGUGCCGCACACGAUCAGCUGGAGCUGGAGUGCCGUGACACCUACGGCUGUUAUGCAGAGUUGCUCUACAAGAUUGAACAGUUUGCCAAGGAGCGGACGACGGCCAUGUGCCGGGAUCUGCUCUCGCAGCGCGAUUUUAUGCAGUUUGUCUGUCGAUCCUUUGCCGUCCGCUUGGAACGCAGGCGCAAGGUUCUAAUGACGGCUCUGAGGUUCCAUCGUCUGCUGGAACAAUUCGAGGAGCAACUGCUGAUCGCCAACCAUGCAGUCGAUGCGGAGGCAAGUGAAUUGGAUGCACAGCAGGCCGUAGAAAUGCUAAUGCAGUUAAAGACCAGUCAACAGCUGCUAGGCAACAUCGAACGCGAACUUGUGCGCGAGGGCGAGAAACUGAGCGACAUGUUGGCCAUGCCGGUGAAAGAUGCAUUGGGCCGUGACCUCCAGCUGGACUAUAGCAACGACAUUGCCCAGCUGCGACGACAGAUCGACUCGAGCCGCGAGCGCCGGCAGCGGUGCGGGCAGCGUUUGGCGCUGCAGCGGCUCACCUUGGAGCAGGUGACCCACAUUCAUGGAUACGAGCGGGAGGUGCGCUGUGCUCUCCAGUGGCUCAACGAGCUGUAUGCGGUGCUGUUGCGCUGCCACUCCCAUGUUGGCUGCAACAUACACGAGAUUCAGCUGCAGAAGGACGAGCUGCAGGGGUUCGAGGAAACCGGACGGAGCAUUUUCAACUACGGCUGCCAGCUGCUGGAGGCCUCGCAAACGCUGCGUCUCUGCUGCAAGCUGGAACAGUCGGAGCCGGAGCAGUUCCAGCUGCAGCUGCAGCGCACUUGGCACAGUCUGCAGUCCAUUGCCCAGGAGCAGAUGACUCGCUUGCGCGUCUCUGCCGUCUUCCAUCGCAGCGUGGAGGCUUACUACAGGCAACUGCGUGACCUGCGACCCCUGCUCACCCACGAACUGGCCGCCCAGCUGCAGCAUCAGCGCCAGCAGCACAAUCGCAGCAGCAGCGGCAUCAGCAGCGAUGCUGAGGCAUCUCCAGAGUUAUCCCCAGCAGGUGGAUUAGGUGCUCGCCUGCAGCGACACCUGCUGGCACGGGAGCAGCUGCUGGUCGAGGUGGGUCGCAUGGUGCGACUGGGCCGUCUGCUCAAGAAACGGCUGAAGGAACCCUUCGUGCUGGAUGCACUCACCGGCAAGAGAUUUCGAAAUUUGUUUGGCAAAUCCAAUGCCGAAGAAGUGCCCAUCAUUGUUGUCGACGAGGCACCGCCCGAGGAACCCACGAACAAUCAAUCGAAUCAAGCGCCACUCGCCAGCGAAGAGGAAGAUCUAAACAAUGGUCACGAGGAGACGCUGUGUGCAUCCACUCAGCAGCUAUCCCAGCUGCUGAAUGACAUUAAUUUGAGCAGCAAAUUGCCUGAAGAUACGGAACAGGAUGAGGAUGAAGAUGAUGAUGAAACGGCGAGCACUUCGAGUGUCACAACUAAAAUAGCCAAAGCCUCAAUAGAACGGGAUAUAAUCGUAGAGGAUCCCCUAGAAGAGGAGGAGUCGGAGGCAGAGGUCGAACAAAAGACAGGGCAAACUGGUCAGAACAGUCUGGAGAAGAUUAAGGCGCUCAUACGCAACGAUAGUGAAACAUAUCCGCAGAGUGAUUACACGGAUACGGAGGAGGUUACGCCCUUGCACUCACGCACAGCCUCGAUGGACUCCACGGCAGAGCCUAAUCGCAAUUUAUUUCCAUGUGAUUACAGCAUUGUGCCGGACGAUGAGCUGCCGCUGGACAACAGCCCAAGUCCCAUGCACGACAGUGGCAACGAGUCCACGUAUGUUGAUGCCUCCUCACCCAGCACGUUGACCGUGACGCCAACUGGGAGCAAUGAACUGGCCUGUGCCGCCAUCUCGCACAAGCUUGGCGCCAUUGCCGAGGUGGCCGAGUCCCUCGAUGCGGUUAUCCGAGACUGCAGCAGCAGCAGCGCCGACCUGGAUCUCUCCAAUGUCCAGGCGCACAAAAAGCUGGGCAGCCAUGGCAUGGGCAGUGAGGACUGGCAAUCGCGCUCAACGGAAGAUGAAUCCUUUGCGACGGCAUCAGAGGGCAAUUUUACGCCCAAUUCGCAUUCGUCGUCCUUUCAAACGGCCUCGGGUCGCACCAGCUCCUACAUUGGCUCCGCUAAGAACUCCUUUGACGAGGCGGACGACUCGACGCUGAGUAAUUUCGAAAUACCAGAGCUGCCACAAUCCCCCGUCAACAUGUCCUUUGACAGCUCCGAGCUGAGCUACUUCUCAGCAGCAGCAGCUGCAGCCGCCCAGCAGGAGCAGCAGCUGCCACUUAAGCCAUCCACUGACGAUGAUCAGGAUAGUGUUGUGGGCGUGGCUGAGCUUCACAGCCAAAGCGUAACGCCCACGCCCGAGGAGCAGCAUCAGCAUCUGUUGCUGGGCCAUCCCAUAGAAUCGGACAGUGAAUUGGAGGCAUACGGCUUGGAUGCAGCCGGUUGCAUCAGCACCGAGCUGCUGCCUGGUGCCUCCACGGCCGUUACGCCGGAGGUGAGUCCACCUUCAGCUCUGCCCGGCUGCGCGGCUGCCACUAACAACAACAACAAUAGCAACAGCAACAAUGAUGAGCAGACGGCGCCGUCGACGUCGACGCCGGCGUCAUGGCGUCGUAGCAAAUAUUAUGAAAAUAUAACGAAACAAACGAUCAAGGGAUUUCUCUGAGAGAUGACCUUCACCCCCAACAACCAACCCCCUUCUUGUCCCCUCCGAAAUCUGCCUAAUUAAUGCGCGCCAUUUGCCUUGCUGCUUUGUUCUUGUCUCUUUUGUUUUUGUUGUUAACCGUUUU